GGACAACAGCUCACUUUUCCCCGUGCGACAUCCAGUCUCGAACUUGAUCUCUGAUCAUCUCGAACAAAACAUUGCACAACUGCUCACAGGCCUCUAUUUAUCCAACCUUUGUACUCUCCUUGACCGCCUGUUUACUUUCGCGCUUCUGCAGGUCCACAAUCGAUAGCGCGACCGCCCACCGUUCCCAACAGGAACACCGCGUUUCACGACACUCAUUCCAUCUGUUCGUUCGCCAACAGGCUUGAGCAGCAGGUGUUCGAAAGAGGAAGUCCGUGGAUCCUUGAUCAACCAGAAACAAUGUUUCAACCUUCUUCCCCGGAGCUCGAGCUUCAACAUCCCCCUCCAGCUUCACAUGCCGCUCACUUGCCUGCGCGGGGGCCACUAAGGGCUCCGACAUCUCCACUCAGGCAGUUUACGGCACCACCCGUGGACGAUGAGCCGAAUACCUUCGACAACAUUGAUCUCUCUGCGCCCAUUCAACCACCGCCUUCUGCCUUGACCUCAAGCGCAACUGCCUAUGACCCACAUAGCGAACCACCUUCCUUACUUGACAACUAUCCACGUGCCGGCCGCAACAGCCACCAGCGCACCCUGACAGGCACAUUCCUCGACAACAGCCAGUCUUUUCUCAACCGUGCAUCAUCUACGUUACAGCAACAUACUUCUGCAGCAUCGAUUCGAUCACAUUCGCCGUCAAAAUCCCUAGCUAGCUUCCUACCUUCAAGGAGCGCGAUUGAUUCGACCAAGAGCUGGUUCAACGGAUCUUCUGCGCCCAUCAAGCUUGGUAUUCAGCAGCAGGACGACGACGCGGUCUCAGAAUCAGGCUCCGAGGUACCCUCAGAGUACUACUCGUCCGAUUCUGAGUCAGACGGAGGCGAAGAGGAAAGCGAACAGGAGCAGACGCACAACACCAUGAACCUCUUCAAUCGCAAGCCAACACACACCCGGGCAGCAUCUGAGAACCCAGUUCGAUCCGAACAGAUGGCUACACCCAGGCAGCCGCAGUACCAGUCGCCUGCUAGUAGCAGGUUUGCUUGGCUCCUGUCGACGCAGAAGAACGCUGCAGUGCCCUCCCCUAAUACAGCACCUGUCUACCACAAUGCUGACGACGAGUUGCUAAAUCUGAAUAUUUCGCAAGCUCUAUUUCCCCACGGUCCCGUCGACCCUCUCGCGCCAUCGUCGUUCAACGACCUACUUGCGAACGCCGAAGCCCUCCUCACACGAUACCAGAAGUCGUACCGCCAGUUAUCAACAGCAUUGGUGGACGUACAGUCGGAACAGAGUGCACAAGACGAUGAACUUGACGAAGCCGAAACAAGAGCGCGACACCUGAAAAUGCAGCUAGAGACGAUGGCGGCGCGUGCGACCGAGCAGGACGAGCAGAUGCGAACGCUGAUGGAAGAUUUGGCAUUCGAACGUCACACUAGACAAGAGGAGGAGGCCGCGCGUAAGAGGAGUCUCGCGCUUCUCAGGGGCCAGCCUCAGUGCGGGUGCCAGGAUACACCACGCCGCCGUAACCGCAUUUCGAACUCCGAGCUCAGCGUCGACUCUGGCUUCGAGUCUGAUGCCGAAACCGAUGCCGCAAGCCUCUUCUCCAGAAACUGCCUCAGCCCAACAGGCACCGACCGUUCCUCCAUAUUAGAAGUAGAGACCGACGUCACACCUACGAAGCACAAGAAGGUGCAAAGCCUACAACGUGGAGGUACUUACGAUAAGGCGAGAGGCAGUUCAGUGACUGUGCAGAGCUGGGGCUGUGCAAACUGCGAGGGCGGUUCGCAGGCUUCUGUCUGGGGUCGUUUAAGUAAGGAGCGUGAGGAGACUCGUGUGCUCAGACAAAGGGUAGAGGCGCUCGAAGAGGCUGUGGAGAAUGCAUUAGACGUUGUUGGCGGUCAAUGGCCUAUGCUCUGAGGUUACAUUGACUGAAGAUAACACUGUCGGAGCGGGGGAUUGUUGAGAAUGAUACCAGAUUGGCUAGGCAUGGCAGAUCCUCGAUGUUAGCGGCAUAAUCUGCAUAUUAGUAGCAUAAGAGCGUUGAUCGUCGUUAGCAUAGUCACAAUACAGCAUGAGCUUACUCGAGCAUCCUUGGC
Boeremia exigua is the source of this 2087-nucleotide messenger RNA. RefSeq lists its product as uncharacterized. The transcript has a single exon. NCBI's taxonomy places the organism in Eukaryota, Fungi, Ascomycota, Dothideomycetes, Pleosporales, Didymellaceae. The record is from RefSeq and is a predicted model, not a curated record. Bases 298 to 1908 code for a protein of 536 amino acids.